This is a messenger RNA of Cyphellophora europaea CBS 101466, 837 nucleotides long. RefSeq lists its product as uncharacterized. The coding region runs from base 1 to 837 and encodes 278 amino acids. The transcript is spliced from 2 exons. Lineage: Eukaryota; Fungi; Ascomycota; Eurotiomycetes; Chaetothyriales; Cyphellophoraceae. The record is from RefSeq and is a predicted model, not a curated record.
AUGACACGGAUCUUGUCAGCAGCCUUCGCGGCUUCACUCCUUCUCUUUACCUCCAGAGUCGCCGCCCAGGCCAGUCCAACAACCGCCCAGGUAGCAGGUGCUGUUCAGACCCUCGACUGCUACGAUACUCUGGGCUCCAUCCCCGACGAUUCGACCGACGACACUUUCCAGAGCGAUGGUAAAUGUCAAGUAACAUGUUCCGCCAAAGGCGCCAAAGUUAUGGUCACAUCCGCCGGCACCAGUUGCUAUUGCGGUGAUACCCUCCCUCCAAACAGCAAGAAGGUCGACAGUGACAAGUGCAAUACCCCCUGUGGAGGCUUUGGCGAAAAAACAUGUGGUGGAAUCGGCUACUACCAGUUCUAUCUGACUGGCUUGGGUGCUCCCAAGGUCGACCCCGAUUCCGCUAGCACUACUUCUGCAGGACCAUCAUCGACCUCAUCUUCAGCCACCAGCGCUGCGAAUACAGUUGUUGUCACCGAGGAUCCUACCCCAUCAUCUGAGAGCUCAGGUGGUGGUGGGAGCUCCAAGGUGGGCAUCGCUGUUGGCGUGGUGGUCGGGAUCGUGGCUUUGGCAUCGAUUGCUGGUGUCGGCGUUUUUAUCUUCAAGCGCAGAAGGAGGCAACAACUUGAGGAGGGACACCGCCGUAGCGCUGCCAUCAACGGCUUCGUUAACGGUUCCAAGUCCGAGACCAGCUCAGCCAACGACUCGAGACUGGAUCCUUCCAUCUAUUCGCACCGCCGUGAGAGCAUCGGCAGCAUUGCAGACGAGCGAGAUUUCUCAAGGCGGAUAUUACAGGUCCGGAAUCCCGACCGAGAGAGCAGGGCAUCACACGUAUAG